This is a messenger RNA of Talpa occidentalis (Iberian mole), 1005 nucleotides long. RefSeq names its product olfactory receptor 8H1-like. The coding region runs from base 58 to 1005 and encodes 315 amino acids. Gene Ontology annotation, molecular function: odorant binding; G protein-coupled receptor activity; olfactory receptor activity. Gene Ontology annotation, biological process: sensory perception of smell; G protein-coupled receptor signaling pathway. Gene Ontology annotation, cellular component: membrane. Lineage: Eukaryota; Metazoa; Chordata; Mammalia; Eulipotyphla; Talpidae. The transcript has 2 exons. The record is from RefSeq and is a predicted model, not a curated record.
UUUUUAUAUCCAACCUGGCUGCCCAACAACACCCUCAGGUAAAAGCAGUGGAGCAUAAUGCAUAGAAGAAAUAAUACAGAUGUGCCUUACUUCAUCCUGUUGGGAUUUACAGAUGCUGAAGACAUCCACCUGGUGCUCUUUGUGCUCUUUCUCCUGAUAUACCUGGUCACUGUGCUGGGGAACGCAGGGAUGAUACUGCUCAUCUGCCUGGAUGCCCAGCUUCAUACCCCCAUGUACUUUUUCCUCAGUCACCUGUCUUUCAUUGACUUCAGUUACUCAUCUGUCAUCUCACCUAAAACCUUAGAUAAUUUACUGACCUCCAACAAGAAGAUUUCAUACAUGACUUGCUUCACUCAAAUGUACAUUUUUGUCUUCUUUGUUGCUGCCGAAUGUAUGCUUCUCUCCUGCAUGGCCUAUGAUCGCUAUGUAGCCAUCUGCAAUCCUCUCCACUACCCUGUUGUCAUGUCCACGAGACGCUGCUGGUCCCUUGUCCUCGGGUCCUAUUUGGUAGGUUUCAUAGACUUUUUAGUAACUGCACUUGGCAUGAGGAAACUGGAAUUCUGUAACUCCAAUGUAAUCCAUCAUUUUUUCUGUGACACAUCCCCUAUUAUAGCCCUGUCUUGCACUGAAACCCAGUACACUGAACUCAUGAUAUUCAUUUUCGGUGGCUGCACCCUCAUGGCCUCUCUUAUCACAAUAACAGUGUCCUAUGUAUCCAUUCUCUCUGCUAUUCUGAAAAUUAAUUCCACUUCAGGAAAGAGAAAAGCCUUCUCCACCUGUGCUUCGCAUGUCGUGGCAGUCACCAUCUUUUAUAGCACCAUGAUCUUCAGUUACUUAAGACCAAAUACAUCCUACUCCUUGGGAAGGGAUCAGGUGGCUUCUGUGUUUUACACUAUUGUGACCCCCAUGCUGAAUCCCCUCAUUUAUAGUCUUCGGAACAAAGAAGUGAAAAAUGCUGUCCUUAGACUCCUACAGAAGAGAGACAUCUCCAGGCACUUAAAAUAG